UCUGCGCACCGCAGAAACGCGCAGAGCUGUAACUGAAUCCGCACCGCAAACCGCACUACUUACCACAGUUUGAAAGGAUACUGUUGGAUUUCAAAAUAUUUAACCAUGAAGUGCGGCUCACCGCUGCUUCACUUUUUCAUAACUCUUCCUCUCAUCACUGGAUCACCUUUCCAUUACAGCCUGUUUCAGGGAAACGCAUAUUCUGGCACCGAAACACGACAAAGGAAUAAAAACUGGUGCGCCUACGUUGUGCACAAGAACGUGAGUUGUGCAGUCGUGGGAGGCACGGAGAGUUUCGUGCAGCCUGAGUUUUUACCGUGUCCACCAGAGCUGCCAAACUGUGCGCAACAAGUGAUAUAUCAAACACAUUUUAGGCCAACGUACAAAAUUGCCUACAAAACUGUAACGGAACUGGAGUGGAGAUGUUGCCCGGGAUACCAGGGUCGUGACUGCAAGGAGGUGAAAGACAUGAGGCUACUCCAAGUGGAGCGUUUGCCCCAUGCUCCAUCUGGACAUUUUCCAGUCCCACAAGCUCCAGACCAGAGACCAGUUGACCAGAGAAACCAUCUACUGGGAGGGGGCCAGCGGGGUGGCGGUCAGACCAGUGACAGGCUAGAGGGUCAAGGAGCGACUCAAAGUGCACAACACCUCAAAGAGGAGGUGCAACACCUGUCCCAGAUGGUCCUUGACAUGCAAGCAAGAAUGACAGACAUGGCCUCCAAUCUGAGGCUGGAUUUCCAGGAGGAUGCCAGUAAAAUGCUGGUUACAUUGUUGAAUAAUAUGAAACACCCAGCCAGUGCACUGGGUGCGGAGACCCAAACCAUUCAGGUGCAAGACUUUUCUUUUGGCCACGAGACCAUCCAGAUGGAUGAGGUCAUGAACAAGAUUAACCAAGUCACGUAUGAUCUAGAGUCCAAGAGCAAUGCCAUGGAUGAUCUGCUGAGUCGAGUCAGCCACCAUGAUGGACAAAUCCGUCUAUUGAUGGAAGCUGCACAGACUCCACCGUCCACACCACCUCCCCCUCCUCCUCCUGCUUCUCCAUCCAGUGAUGUAAACCUGCGUGACUACCUGGAUGAUAAGAUCCGUGCCCUGAGAGAGGAGUUGAUGGAAGGCAUUGAAAUCAAAAUGGCAGACUUGAAAAACUCUUGUGAUUAUAAAAUCCUGUCGGUUCAGACGCAGUGUGAAGGAACAGAGGCCAACUACCUCAGCCUGGCCGAGCUCAUGGACUCAAAAGAAAGUGACCUCCGCAAUGAGAUCCAGGACCUCAAGGUCAAGCUUGAUGAUCCAGGGAAGGUAGACUCCCGGUUUUCUGACUCUGUUCUGUCUCGUGUGGAAAACCUUGAAAUCUAUCUAAACUCAUCGGAGAGGACUCUGGCAGUACAGUGUCUUUCCGUAGAGGAGCGACUGCGGAACGAGCAGGCAGAAGCUGUCAGAGACCUAAAGCAUGUUCUAGAAAGCAAACUGACCUUCAUGGAGGACAGACUUACCCUGUUUGUAAACACAAGUACCACCUACCCAUCGGGUGGUCAGAAUGAGACACAGAAUUUUGUGCAGAAAGAUGUCAACUCUUUAAAAGAUGCUUUUCAAUCUUUGGAGCAAAGAUUUAAUGGUAUGCACCAUUUGUGCUUACAAGAGUGCAAAGCUAAUGGGACUUCUCGAGAAAACCUUCAGCAAGACUUUCAAAGCCUUAAAACUACUGUAGGUGCCACAGGAAGUCAUUCUGAAGCUCACAUAAGUGACACUGGAGCCACAGAGGGCCAACCCCUGAACCACAACACCAACACUGAGAAUGUGGACAGCGAGUUAAGCUACCUUAAAGGUCGUGUGAGCAGAUUGGAGGACUCAAUAUCAGAUUUAAUCCACCAACAGUCUCAGACACUAAAGAAUCUUAACUCCUCCUGGGGUCAAGUUAAAGCACAGGCUGUGCAGGAGGCCAAAGAUCUUUUGGAGCUCCACAGAACACAGCAUCAGGAGCUCAGACAGCAGCUGGAUGAGCUGGGCAGGGAGAUGAAUGCUAAGGCAGACCUCUGCAAGGAAACAACACAAGAUGCAGGGAAAGAGCUAGCUCACAUGGACAGCCGCAUUGUUAAUGUGGAGGCGUUAUGCAGCAAGCUGGAUCCCAUCUCCAGCAGCCUCCAGAGGAUCAAAGAAGGGCUGAACAAGCACGUCACUGGGUUGUGGACUUGUGUGAACCAGCUAAACUUCACAGCUGGAGCUCAGGCUCGUGAUAUUGGAGGAAUGAGGGAAACUUAUCAAAAUCUCCAGAACAGCAUCUCAAAUAUUGCCAGAGACCUUCAGCUCUUAACAAACAGCUCUCUUAGUAGGGAAGGUACUCAGAUCAGACUGGAGGAAGCAGGACCUCUUCAGGGAUCAAGUGAGAGCCUUGGGGUGCCGGUUGGCCCUGCAUACCUCCCACAGCCACCUGUCAUGGAGACCGGAGAGGCAGGACCCCCAGGCAAAAUGGCCUCAUCCAAGUUGCCAAAGGGGACUGAUGGCAGCAUGACGCUUGUCCAGGGUUUUGCUGGAGCUCCAGGAUCCCCCCCUAAACCUACUGAUUCCCUAAAGGUCGGCAUGCCUCUGAUCUCAGACCUGAGUAUGCUUCACAAACCUCCACCACAGAAAGAUGCUGUGACUGCAGGUGAGAAAGUGUCAUUCUCAGCUGGUCUCACUCUCCUGCCAUUUCAUGGAGAAGUUGGAAUCAUUCGAUUCAACAAGGUGUUGGUCAAUGAUGGAGGACAUUAUGACCCACAUACAGGCAUCUUCACAGCUCCAACAGAUGGCCGCUAUCUGGUGACGGCUGUUCUCGCAGCACAGAGAGGCGAAAAGGUGGAGGCGGUGCUCUCUGUGUCCAAUCAAAGCAUCCAGAAGCUGGAUUCUGCAGGUUUCUUGUCUGAAGCCGCGGCACCACUGUCACGUGACCAAUGCAACUGCAGCAGCUCAACAUCACUGAGCCUGGUCCUCUCGCUGAAGCAAGGAGAUCGAGCCGGACUCGUCGUGACUGCUGGAAAGCUGGCCAUUACAGCCUCGCCCCAGAUCCUGUCAUCAUUCAGCGCCGUGCUGCUCUACCCGAGCCCUUUGAAACGAUAGCUCCAACAUUUAUACUGCGUGUGCAGUUCAGAUGAACAUUACUGGUGACAUACUCCUUCUAUUAAACGAAAGAAGACUGAUCGACAAGAUGCAAGAAGAGAGAAAAAUGAUCCUGACAACAUGAGAUUAGUUGAGAUCAGUUUAACCAUCAGGCAGAAAUUGAAACAUUUCCAAGCUUUAAA
Melanotaenia boesemani (Boeseman's rainbowfish) is the source of this 3269-nucleotide messenger RNA. It is a transcript of the gene emilin2b, whose product is annotated as elastin microfibril interfacer 2b. Gene Ontology annotation, molecular function: protein binding. Bases 106 to 3087 code for a protein of 993 amino acids. The record is from RefSeq and is a predicted model, not a curated record. Lineage: Eukaryota; Metazoa; Chordata; Actinopteri; Atheriniformes; Melanotaeniidae. The transcript is spliced from 9 exons.